AUGCCUUCAGUACCUAUACCGUCACCUCAGUCUUACUACUGUCGUAUGCGAAAUUGUCAACGUACAUGUGGACUUUUACAUAGGGACUCAAGCAAAAAAAGGACUCUAUUUGGCCAAAAGGCUGUUUCACUCGAUCAAGACGACCGGAAGAAAGAACAUCGGAAAAAAACGAACACAGCUCCGGAGCGAAAGACCCGCGUCAAGAGAAAAGCUCGGGGUCAACGCUCAGGUGCAACAAACAUAACAACUGCUUCAAUUAGUACUGGUUCUUCAAGAAGUGGAUCACACUUGACAAAGGAUUCGUCGUCUCCACGGCCAAUGUGUACAUUUGAAGAAAUCAUGGAACGAGCGGCCAGGAAGGUAUCAUCGAUGAGAGUAGAAGAUGAACCAGUUCUUCCACCGUUAUCGAGGCAAAAUAAUGUUUUUGAGAAAAGAUCACGAUUAAUGCCAGCAGUAUCUCUGGACACCACAACUAUACAUUUUGAUCAACCAGUUUGGGACAAUCCAAAGUUACUGGAAGAGCUGUUCGAUACGGAAGAGGAGUUUGCAUUGGAUGUUACACCUCCAUCGCUUCGGGAAGAUUCUAUUAUCGUGGAAAAAGUUAUCAGUGAAGCAACACAUGCUAAAGACUAUAACCCGAUAGACCACGACAGAAAAGAUGAAAUGAUUUCAGGAUGGAGCUCAGAUGAGAAUGAUUACUCAAACGUCGAUCUCACUCGUGUUCAUAAACCGCAAACCCCCACCUCAGUGGUGAUACCAGUCCGUAAGCGUCGUGUGAAGGGUGUGACCUACGAAAAAAGCCUCGACCUCUUGGAAAAUUAG
Molecule: messenger RNA, 822 nt
Organism: Necator americanus (New World hookworm)
Lineage: Eukaryota; Metazoa; Nematoda; Chromadorea; Rhabditida; Ancylostomatidae
Exons: 11
Coding region: 1-822 (273 amino acids)
Source: RefSeq, a predicted model, not a curated record